Molecule: messenger RNA, 6421 nt
Organism: Frankliniella occidentalis (western flower thrips)
Lineage: Eukaryota; Metazoa; Arthropoda; Insecta; Thysanoptera; Thripidae
Exons: 16
Coding region: 87-3032 (981 amino acids)
Biological process (GO): protein ubiquitination
Cellular component (GO): Cul4-RING E3 ubiquitin ligase complex
Source: RefSeq, a predicted model, not a curated record
CCCAGACCCCAAAUGAAAACAACAGCAAGCAAGCAAGCAACCCUUCUCUAUGAUCUCACAAAUCUUGCGAAUGAGCAUCAAUAAGAAUGUCUGAUACAAGUUCGGUUAUCAGUUGUGGCUCCUGUGAUUCUGAUUUUAAUGACGAUGAAAAAACUCGACGCUCUAGACCAAAGAAAGCAGACCAUUUCCUGAAGAGGCUGUAUAGUCGUGAGGUUGGUUUUUCUGAACUGAGACCAACAUUUCCUACUCCACCUGCUCGAUUGAAGUUUCCCUUAAAGAAGACUCUUCCAACAGCAAUUCAUAGCCAUAUAUUUCUUGGUAUAUCAUCAUGUGGUCAGUUACUCAUAACAUACACAUACACGACAGAUUUUGAUGAUCGACCAAUUUCUUUCAAUACAAUUUUUAAGUACCGAUUGCACUGGUGGGCAUUUGUUCCUUAUGCUGAAGCUCGAAAGGUUGCUGAAGUGACACUGUUUGGAAAUUAUAACGUGUAUACACCUCUUUAUCUGGCUUACUGUCAGUGGCCCAAAGAUUCUAGUAAAAUUGUUGUCUUUGGACGAAGUAAUGAGUCUAAUAAUGGCCUCGUCACUCAAAAUAUUAGGUCUUAUGUCACAGUUACUGCAGUUCCAUCUUUGCAGAACUGUCAAGAGUGUCAAAAAGUAGCAGCUUCAUUUGAGGAAGAAGAUAUUGCUGCAAGUUGGGAUAGUUGUGCUAGAUUGAACUGUUUAGUUCAUGGUUUAACAGUUCAUACCUCAUUUGACAUGGCUCCACCGUACCCAAAGUUUGUAGCUACCACAAGUAUGAAGAGCACAGGGCGGGUGGUGCUAAAUUCUGGCAAUUUUCUGCAUGUCAUUAGGGUAGGAUUAGAAAAUGUUUUUGAUGCAAAAUCUUCUCGGAAACAAUCAACUGAUACUUGUCAUUUGCAAUCGGAACAGUUCAUUUUCCGCUCCCGAUCACUUACAUCAUCAAAUUUGAAUGUUCGUUUAAGUGAAUAUCAAAACCAUGCACUUAUUGGACUGGACCCUUCUUCACCUGUAGCUGCAUCUCCUGAUCAUGUUGGUGACAACCCUAGUAUAGUGGAAGAGCUCAGCAUUAUUUCGCAGGGCUAUGUUGGAGUCUCCACCACCCAGAAUUUAUGCUGUAGAACUGAUUCAUUAACAUUAGAAACAGACAGUGAUGCGAGCAGUCAGCGCUCAGCCAUUAUGAGUCCACCACUUCGACGUAGGGCCCAUUCUAUUUUACCAGCAAGAAGUCAACAAGGACGAUUGAGCAGCAAAGCUGAAAAAGCCUAUGAUUUCAAUGAACAAAAGGAUGAAAGAAUCUAUGAAAGCUUAAGCUCCUUUAGAAAAAGGCGUCUAGCAGAUAAGAAGUAUGAGUUCAGUGAAGAGGAUACAGAAGACUCGGAGAAUAUUGUGCCAUUUCGCCUUAGUAGACAUUCAGAGGUGUCAAUUAUGCCCUCUCCAACUUACCCUCUACCCCCCUCUCCAUUAGCAUUUUCCAAUAAGGAUCGCAAUGCUAAUCGAAGCACUUCUUCGAUUGGUGACCCUCCUGAUGGACCUUGUAAUCUUCGUUGGAAAAGCUUCGCAAAGACUGGAAGUGGUCCACUUAAUGGUGAAACAUCUGGGACUUACUCUCCUGGAUCGAUAUUCAUCGACCUUAAUAUUGAACCUGACAAAGUUGUUCUUCGACCUCAUAAUCGCAAUAAUUCUUUGCUCUCACCCAGAGAGCAGGAUCUUCAACGUGAUGUUAAUAAGAAGUCUAUUGCCCCUCAUGCCGAUAAUUCAUCAUUGAGUUUGCCUCAAUCACUCUUGUCCCCACCACCACCACCGUCACCACUUAUGAGAUUAGGUCCUGAAAAGAGUGAUAGUAUUGGCUUUGAGAGUAUACUCAACAUUCCAACCGCAGUUGCUCUUCAUGCUUCAGAUAUCUCUAAAACUUCAAUGUCAGCCAAAAUUAGUGAUAGCACUAAAAAUGCACUGUCUUCAAAGUGUAUUGAUAACUCUAAGAGUUCAGAUUCCAAAAAAAUGGUUGACCUUUCUGUAAGCACAGAUUUUUCAAAGAAUGCUGGGUCCUCUAAAUUGAAUUCUCUUGCAUCAAAAGCUCUAGAUUCAUCUAAAAGCCAAGAUGUAAACAAAACCAUGGAUCUCUCCAAGACCUUAAAUAUUGCAAAAUUUUGCGAUAAUCCUAAGCAUAAAGAUUCAACAAAACGAUCACUGAGUGAUUCUGAGAAAGAGAAAUUAGAUAGUAAAAUAUUCUGGUCCAAAGCAGGAUGUACUGUACAGUUUGAACGUCGUUUUAUUGAAGUUGAUGAUGAACUUGUUUCUGUUAUAACUGAUAUUGAGGAUGACGAUGAGAGUGGAUCAACGGGCUUCCACAGUGCCCUUCCUUUAGAAGUUCAUGGCACAGGUUAUGUCCAAAUGCAAAUGAUUUCAAAUGCGAAGGCUGAAAAACUUAUGGCACCUUGUGCUUUGGUUCAUCAGAUGAGUUUUGACAUUGAGCAAUUUUGUCAUGAAGUUGCGGAAGUGUUAUGUGAGAGAGCUGGAAUGAAAUUUUGGUAUUGUAACAACUAUGAUGUUGAAAUUGUGGAUGUAUGUCCACAAUCAGCUGAUGUCAUAUGCCUGGCUUACAUGAAAAUCAAAGCCACUCUAAAAUCUAAAGGUGUUCCAAAAAAUAAACGGCUUACAAAUGAUCGGCAACAGUAUCAAACAAGCUGCUUGUUUGUUUGGAAUAUGAGCACUAGUAUGUGUCGAGUGGAGAGAGCUGGACAUCUUGAGAGGCUUGAAACACCUCAGGAUGAAGCAGAACUGCCUGAUUACCGAGAUAUUCAGUUUGCCCCAAGUAGCCCAGAGCAAGCUGGUGAUGAUUGGAAUCCAGCUAGAAAAGAAGCUCAGGAAUUACGUAAUGAGGGUGUUUGGAAUUGUUGGGGUGCAAAUCAACCACCUGUUACAGUGAUGUCUAAUGAUUCCUUUCUCAAAGGAAAAUCAUUAGAAGAAAUAAAGCAUGAUGAAAGCGGCAUUUCUUUUGUGCUGUAAUUCAACUUUAUGCUCAGCAGUCUUUUAUUUCCUGUGACUAAGGCUUUAGUUUCUUUAGGUGUAUGUAUAUAUAUAUUAUAUGUACAAUUGUAUUUUAAUAUGAAGACUCAGGCUGCGCCAAUCCGUGAUAUUAAGUUUAGAAAUUUGUCCCUUCAAGCACUGAAAAUCUUCCAUGUUUAAUAGUAAGACUCUCCGGCUGGAGACCUGCAGGUUUUAUGUUUGUUCUUUAUUUUAAGUUUUAUGGUCUUUUGAGAGUCUUGUCUGUAACCUGUAGCUUAUUACAAACAUGUUGUCUGAUGAAGAAAAAUAAUGAAUGCAGUAUCUAACUUUCCUCUUCAAGUAGGAUUUUCUAAAUAUUUUCUUUUUGUGGUAUUAAGUUUAUGUCAUGAACAUGUACUGAUGAAUGUUUUUGCUAGUUUUUGUUGCUUGUAGAUGUGCUUUAGUGCGCACAGUUUUUCAUUUGACUGUUUUUUGUGUCACAUGUAUAUAUGUAUUUAUUGAGACCCCCUUAAUUAACCAAUAUAUUUGGUUCUCCCCCCCCCCCCAUCCCUCUUUCCCCAAAUCAAUUUUAAGAUUCAUGAACUGCUCUUGACUGGUCAACCAGUCGGUCCUAUUAAUUUGAAAGCCAAUUCCGUAUAUUUUAGUCCUUACCUUCUAAGUAAAGCCUAUUAAAACCAAAUAUGUACUGUAUGUCAAAUAUCUUUUUCCAUGAAAAUACGUCAAAUAUUUAACAAGAAUUUCUUUCCAUGAAAGCACUCUAACAAAAAACAAAAAAAUGAAUUUUCAGGCUAGGAACACAGUUUUCUUUCUAUUUGCAUACUGUAAUUAUUGUGUUUUAUCAUUACUGAAGGACUUUGUCAUGAGUUGUGGUUCUAGUGCUAAAAAUCAUGCUAUAAAUGUUGCGGGAUAUUUUUUACAUUGCGGAUACAACAUGAAUCUCUCAUGUUUUCUGUGAUAUUAACUUCAAUGUUGAGUAGAGGUGCUACUCAAGACCAGUGGCUCUGGCUUAGCUAUUUCUGAAUUCUAAACCAGGUGUUCAUGAAUGCAGAUUACAUGGUAAGCAGGGUUGGUUACCAUGAGCACCAUUUAAAAAAGGUAUCUGUGUGUCUAAGACCCUGUAAAACAAUUAGUGGGUAAAAACUGGCUCAAGCUGCUCUUUAUUUUUAUAUGGAGUCAUUGGAAGUGGAACAAUAUUGACAUGAAUGCUUUGGUUUGUGAUUACGCUUUUGAAUUCUAAGAUAAUAUUUUUUAAAACAAAAUCAUUAUGUUACCAGUAUAUACAAAAGUCAUCUUUUGUGUUGAAAAUGUUGAAAAAUAGUUCAGGUCUUGUAGUAGUUAGUAUGCUGCAAUAUUCAGUAAUAAUUUUUGUGUGGCUACUUGUAAGAACGUCAAAAUGAGUAAGUAUGUUUGUUUUUAUUAAUGUGCAAGCUUCACUGUUUUAAAUUCCAUUAACCAAGAGAUCUUUAAGAACCAUUUGAAAACCAUAUGAAAAUUGCCCAAGUAUAUUAGCACAGUGCUUUAACUUUUGAGAUUUGUGCUCUUUUCCACCUUGUAAAUACUGUGUCUACAUGAAUAUGAAACACAGUGUUGCUUUGUAAAUUUUUCCCUCAGUUUUUGCUGUGGCAAUUUUCUUCUGUUAGCCUCAUAGUGGACUGUGCUUCCAUGCAUAUCCGGGCUUUCCACUUUGCAUUUUGCCUCAACAAAAUCAGAAGGCUUCAAGAGCUGAAAAGGGACUGUGAUAUGGGCGUCUUGUAUUCAUAUAAAUACGGUAGGUGCCCCUUAUUUUGGCAGUCGUUACACUCAAUGUAUUAUUGAGUCUUACACAGACAUUUUAUUUCAUUUUACCCACAAAUAUUUGCAAUAAUUUUUUUCUUUGUUUUAUAUUGGCACUGCUUUGUUAAUUACUUGUUCAAAUUGCAGUUUGUAAACUAUGGUUCCCUAGCACCCAUAAAAUUUAAACUCAACCGACUACUCCCUUAAUUUUACCAACAUUUAUUCAAAUAUGUAGUCUUGUAAUUAAAUGAAAACAGUAUAACAUGCAGAGAAAAAUUGUCAGUUACCAAGAUUUGCUCUCUGGAAGUUUCUAUUUACCUAUUACCAAUUAACUGAUGAACUAUUCAAGAUGCUGAUUGUUUAAUUAUAUGAAGUAAAGACAGUUUUAUUACCAUGUAAUCUUACUUCUUUUGAAGUAAUGGAAAAUUUCAGUCUUUGUACAGAUAGAUCUUUCUAUUCGUGUGAAAGCAAUGUAGCUGGAGCUUGCUCAAAGGGUAUGCUAAUAGAUGUAUAUUUUUCCUGUGUGUAUGGUAUUUAUUUUCACUUGCUAGUGAAAUGUACUGACGGAUUCAGUGAUAUUGUUCGUAUAAGGUCAUGAUCUGUGAAGUUACUCCUUGCUGAACUCAACGCAGUAAGGAGAUUUGAGUGAUUUGCAAUACAAAAUAAUGAAUGAAGUCAUUCAUUAUCAAACUGAUCUUCUAGUAAGUUAUUUAGGUUAAUGUUGUGUGAUUUGUAACUUUAACAGGUGAAUUUGUUCUUACCACCAUAUUUUUCUCUUGUAAGGCACACCCUUAGUCAUUAUGACUUCUUAUCAGACUGGAAGCUCCUAGCUUUCUUUCAAUUUUUGUUUUUGAAUUUUACUCAAUUGAUAAUGAGGAAGGCUGUUUCUUUCUCUAAGAAAUUUUGAUCAAAAAUAAUGUUUUACAUUAAUCCAUUCUCUAAAAAGUUAUAUUUUGGAUUACAUGCUCAUUACUGGUUUGGGUGUUUCUUUCAAAUUGAAAAUUGUGGUGUGUUAAGAGUGUGAUUUAUUUCUUUUACACAGUAUGAAUUGAGACUGUAAGGAAAAUAUUUACUGCUUUUUGUCCGGGCCACUCACAUGAUGGCAUAACAAUUGAUGCUGGACACAGUUAUCUGUGAUUUCAGGUGCAGACCACAACAUAAUUUCUGUUGUGACCUAUACCUGAGACUGCAUAAUUCAGACUGAGGUAGUAUAUUCUCACAGGCUUUUUUCAUACUGUCAUAUGAAUGUCAUUUAUUGCUGUUAGUCAGUUAAAGUUUAAGUAAGAAGUAACUACAUACAUACAUACAUCGUUCCAACUAUGACAAGCAUCAAGUGUAGAAAAAAGAAUAAAAUCAUUUGACUGCUAAUGUUUGCUUUAGUUUGUGUUGGAAUGAUAUCUUCCUGUUUAUCAAAGAGCCGAAUGGGAAAACCUCAAAGGAUGAAGAUGCCUGGAACUCCGGUACAAACUUGUUUACACAAAAUUGUAUUUACCACCAAGCUUCUAACUUUAUGUAAAAAGUGAAUUUCUUGAUCUAUCCACAAUACCUAUGAAUGUGAAUGCAACCACUUGAAAUUCAAGACUUAAUUAAUUUGAAUAAAGUUAACAGCAGGAUUA